AGCAGCCCAGCCUCCCUUCCUGCGCACACGCCCCGCCAUGCCGAGACGGUCCCGGCUCCCAGGAUGGUUCUCCUGCAGCUUCUGAACCUUAUGGCGCCCUGCUACUUCCUCUGCCUUCUUGCUGUGACAUUUAGCCUCCAGCUGUUCAUCUUCCUGCCUGGGAUGUGCGAGGAGCACGCGCUGCCUCUCUCCGCUCUUCUUCACAGUCUCCUCUUGGUCUUCUUCCUGGUCAAUGUCGUAGGAAACUACUUUCUAGUCAUCUGGAACAGUCCUACGUCCCGUGGGAAGAGUGCAGAUGCAGAGAUGUCCGAGAAACCGUUUUGUCAUAUCUGUAGCAGAAUGAUGUGGGAGCAGGAACACCAUUGCUUCUUCACUGGGACCUGCAUCGGCCGCAGCAACCUGCGCAGCUUUGUGCUGUUCUGCCUGCACGCCUCCUGCAGCUGCUUCCACGCUGCGCUGGUGGCAGUGGGAUACAUCUCGCACCGCUUCUCGCUGUCCUUCUCCAAUCCUCUGACCUUCCUCCGGCUCCUUCCUCUCUCUGUCACACGCUUCUUCUCAGGUUCUCUUCUUAGUUCGGAAAUGCUGGCCGUCCUCAUGCUCUACCUCUGGUUCGGGGUGGGUUUAGCCUGUGGUGCCUUCUGCUGUCACCAGCUGCUGCUGAUCUCCAGAAGACCAGUGUGCCAACAGAACCCGUCCACAGACCGCAGCCCCAGCCACUGGGUGGACAAUAUGACAAGCGUCUUCGGGAAGAGGUGGAUAAUGGCCAUACUUUUUCCUAGCCUGAAGGAGAAGUGAGGACAGGCUAAGCGGUUUGACCUAGUUAAGUGCCACCAUAGACUUUGCUGGGACAUGCCGCGUCGAUGACCUCACGAUGGGGAUUUAUACGGUUGCACUUUUUUGCUUAAGGGACCUCAUAUAGUAGCUUGUAGUGACUGCUGAAUCCUCUCAGUGACUUGCACACAGUUAGACCUUCCAAUAGAUUGUCCUAUAGCAGACAUACCUUACACUAGGACACUUCACACACACAUGAAUAGAGCUUGAAGCCACUUCCACCAAUAACUACAGUGGCCUCCAACCCUCCAGGUAACACCAUGCAUUUGUCAUCCCUUCAGCUAGCCCUGCAUGUUUAUGGACGGCUCACAGGGUCCUUCCUCUGAUCUAUACCAUGAGAUGUGGAUGAAUAACGAGAGCCAAUUAAUAACAUACAUCACUAGUUUCCACCAGCGGCUCAACCAUGAAAAAAAGGACUCAUU
Bufo bufo (common toad) is the source of this 1253-nucleotide messenger RNA. RefSeq names its product zinc finger DHHC-type palmitoyltransferase 22 (gene ZDHHC22). Gene Ontology annotation, cellular component: Golgi apparatus. Gene Ontology annotation, biological process: protein palmitoylation. NCBI's taxonomy places the organism in Eukaryota, Metazoa, Chordata, Amphibia, Anura, Bufonidae. The transcript is spliced from 2 exons. The coding region runs from base 64 to 795 and encodes 243 amino acids. The record is from RefSeq and is a predicted model, not a curated record. Gene Ontology annotation, molecular function: palmitoyltransferase activity.